Aplysia californica (California sea hare) is the source of this 4417-nucleotide messenger RNA. RefSeq names its product acetylcholine receptor subunit alpha-like 2-like. NCBI's taxonomy places the organism in Eukaryota, Metazoa, Mollusca, Gastropoda, Aplysiida, Aplysiidae. The transcript has 6 exons. Gene Ontology annotation, cellular component: neuron projection; synapse; postsynaptic membrane. The coding region runs from base 1882 to 3411 and encodes 509 amino acids. Gene Ontology annotation, molecular function: acetylcholine-gated monoatomic cation-selective channel activity; transmembrane signaling receptor activity. Gene Ontology annotation, biological process: nervous system process; monoatomic ion transmembrane transport; chemical synaptic transmission. The record is from RefSeq and is a predicted model, not a curated record.
CUCCCUCUCCCUCUCUCAGCGCCCCCCUCCACCUCCUCCCCGUCCGCAGGGCAGAACUUCAGUCUUCUGAACCCCGCGUUUUCUCGCGAGAGCGAAACCAGGCCGUCCGUCCACCCGUGCUCGCCCGAAGCUGUGAGUAAAAAGCAAAAGAGAAGGUAACGUGAGAGUUGGUGAGGGGGGAAAAAUAGGAAAACUAUCAUGGCGACUCGAGGCUUCAAGCAUUUCGAAGAACUGCUAUUAACAGCGAAUCGAGACACGCGCGCAAGAAAAUGUGAGUGAAAACAACACAGUGAGACAAUACUUUUACGUUUCGUUAUUGAGUUUUUCUUUUUCUUUUAAUUCUUUUUUUAUGACGGCAUAUUUUUAUCUUAGUUAUGCCUCUUUGUGAAAGUGUAGUCCAAUUCACAGUUAAUCAGUUAUAUUUCGUUGAUCGAAUAAACGUCUUAUGUUAUGUGUGGAGGCUUUACGCGCUCAGCUGUGCUGUAAAAAGUUCACGCGUGUUUUGCCAGUCCGUGCGCUAAUGACUUGUUGAGGUGAGCUGGGCGUUGGAUCGAGCCAAGACGUGCCGGGAGGCGAAUCGAGGACCCGGACCGCAGAAGAAGGGAUUCGCACGUACGUCAAACACACACGAAGAUGCUCACGCGUUAGGUUCUAUCUAUGCGACUGACAGCGCACGCCGACGCUGUAACACACACUCACACACGAGCAUAACACGCGCACACAUACACACGGACGAACACACACACACAUACACAUACACGGACACCACCAGGGAGGCGAGAAACGUAGAGGAGCAUUUCAACUCGCUACCAUCCCCAAGAACUCGUGUCGUCGUUACUUUUAUUGUUGAAAACAGUAAGAGUGUUUUGCUUGUGAACAUAUUCAACGUAGAGGAAGAAGUUAAGAGGGUGCUUCAUCUGUGAUCGCCUCAUCUCGAUAUAUCGGUGUAACCCACCCAUCGUUACUUAUACUCAGGCUGUCUCGUGUUUGGAAACAUUCAACUGGAGAAGAAACGGUUUAACCUAUGAGGAAUAUUCAGUGAGGGUUUUUUAUGCUACUGUUUUCUUUUGUAUUCGAUAUCACGAGGAAUGGAACUGGCGAUUGGAUGUUAAUGCAACAUGAUAUCGAAUGUAUCAACAGAAUGGAUCUUUCGCCACUUCAUCGUAUAAGAAACGUGAUGAGAAGAUAGAAACUGCCAACCGACAGUGAGUGUAUGACCACGACAAGCUCGAGGAAACAGAUUGCGUAGAACCUCAAGUUAGUGAAGAUGUAGAGAGAAACACCUGAGACCAUGGAGAAUUCAAUCAUGAAUCAAUGGAAACCAUAAGAAUGACGAGCCUUGGCCUGAAACGCUAAAUUAACUUGAUUUACUUGUGCAUUGCCCCACAAAAGGUUGCUUAAAUCUGCUCUCGGCGCCGUCUUUCUUUUUUACGAUAGAAAUUUCUUAUCCUUCAGGUAGUGCAAUCAGGGAUCCUUCAUCUGUAAACGAAGAGAUAGCUCGACCUGAUGAAGAAAUUGUUUGAGAAAUUUCAGGAUUAGGCGGAAAAUCAAUACAAUACGAGCCAAGGAAUCGGUAAAUGUCGGACGUUGAACGCACGUGGCAGUUCGUGUUUUCCUGAUCUCCUUUUCAGUUACCCUCCCGGGCUUUUUCAUAUUAGCUUUGAAGCCUGUCGGGGACACCCAUGCGGAAAUCACCGAGGAAGACAAGCAAAGUGAAAACUCUAACGCCUCCGUCGUCGUAGCUAUCUCGGGUGACAGAAAUAGGGUACAAACAACGUUCCGUCUCUAAAGUCUCGGUGAAAUUCAAGAACGAGGGGGAAACAAGCUUGGAAACAAAUUAGAUUUUCUUUGAUGAGCGACUGACACAUUUUUUCAUCUGGGAUGGAUAUCCUGUCUAUGCUGUGGGCGCUUCUCGUGGCACUUGUGAUGAUUCCCGUGGGUGAGAUGAACAGAGUUAUGCCGGACCCCGCCGCUAAGAGGCUCUUCUACGACCUCAUGCAGGUGGGGGGAUACAACGCUCUCAUCCGGCCCUCUGCCGGCCCGCUGAGGAAACUGACUGUCAAGCUGGGUUUACGGCUGUCGCAAGUUCUCACCGUGGAUGAGAGGAACCAGAUUCUGACAAUCAGCGUUUGGUUAAGACAAGAAUGGUACGAUCUUCGCCUCAAGUGGGAUCCAUCAGACUAUGGUGGGGUCAAAGUACUUAAUAUCCCUUCUGAGGAACUCUGGAAGCCAGACCUGGUCUUGUAUAACAACGCCGACGGAGACUUUCAGAUCACGCUGAAAACCAAAGCGAUCGUGUACAACACCGGGAAGAUCGUGUGGGAACCACCAGCCAUCUACAAGAGCUACUGCCCUAUCGACGUCGAAUACUUCCCCUUCGACAUCCAAGAAUGCUUCCUCAAGAUCAGCUCCUGGACAUACCACGGAGACGAGCUGGAUCUGCAACACCUGUGUAACGGGAGCAUCAUCAGCCGACACGACGACCCUGCCAAGGAGGAGAUCAUUAUCCCGCGGGGUAUCGACCUCACGGACUACUACUACAACGUCGAGUGGGACGUACUCAACGUGACGGCCAUGAAACGGGUCAAGUUCUACCCGUGCUGCCCAGAGCCCUACCCGGAUAUCACGUUCAAUAUAACGUUGCGACGACGCACACUGUUCUACACGCUCAACCUUAUCAUGCCGUGUGUGUCCAUUUCGUGUCUCACGGUUCUCGUAUUCUACUUGCCGUCAGAUUCCGGUGAGAAAAUCACUCUCUCCAUUUCCAUCCUGCUCGCCCUCACUGUGUUUUUCCUCUUGUUAUCCGACAUGAACCCUCCAACGUCCCUCACGAUACCGCUCAUCGGGAAGUAUCUCUUGUUUAUCAUGAUAGUGGUGACUAUGUCCAUUACGUUGACGGUAUAUACGUUACACAUUAAUUUCAAAUCGCCAACAACGCACAAAAUGUCGCCUUGGGUAAAAAGAAUAUUCACGGAGAUAUUACCCAGGGUUUUAUUCAUGAAGAGGCCAGAGCUUCAAGACAAAAACAAAGUGUCCGUGCGGACUGUGAACGGAAUAGAGCAGAGGGAGUCCCCGAGCCCGGCUCACGAGCCUCUUCAUACUUACGAAAAUGUCCGGACGAGGAACGAGUCAGCAGAGAGCGAGUUCUCCAGCCCGUACUACCCACCGGAAGUCAUGGAAGCCAUUCAAGGCGUCACCUUCAUCGCGAACCAUUUGAGGAAAGGAGACGAGGAUAUUGCGGAAGAGCGUGACUGGAAAUACAUUGCCAUGGUAAUGGAUCGCUUCUUCCUGUACAUCUUCACCACAGCGUGUUUCUGCGGAACCCUCAGUAUUUUCCUCUACGCGCCUUCUCUGUAUGAUGCCAGAGAACACAUGGAGCCAACUGACCCAAACAAUACGUGUAUAUACUGAUGUAUUAUGCCAUGGCCUUCCUUUUGGGGGUUUGUUUCAGUUGACAGGGUUACUGUUUUUUAAGUUCCACAAGUAAUUUAUUCAAAAUGUCUUCCUGGAUGUUUGAAAUAAAAUACAUAACAUGUAUGUGUGAAAGUCAGUGUGAAAAUGAACAUGUAGUGACAUUGGACUUCUUUAGUAUAGAUUAAGUUUUUGUUCAGCUUGAACCUACUUUUUCAAACAUUUUGUCUUCAACGUUUUAUCAUAGGAAUGGUAAAUAUUGAGCUAAAUGCGAACUUGUGUACGCUGUGCUCAUGAAUAUUGUCUGUAAAAAUGCCAUGUUGAAAUAGUAUUGUUUUCUUGUGUAUGUAUAUAUAUGCAAAGAUUUGAACCUUCAGAUUUUCAAAAUAAUUAUUGUUUCUGCCUUGUCAUUAGAUUCUUAAAAACAUGUGUGAGCUUGAUAUAUGGCUGAUUUCCUUUGAUGCCAUCAUUUUUGUGGGUAUGAUGAUGCAAUCAGAGGCUCGGCAAUUUCACCCCUGAGCUAACUGACGUGGGGAUUAACAGCCUGUCACGUGUCUGCCACAAAAAGAGAAAGGGAAUGUAUGGGCCGUGCGCCACGUCUGACAAACGGGCCGUAUGAUGAAUGCUCUCAGUUGAAACGACAUGUUGACGCUUGGAAAGUUUUAAUUCCUCAAACACCAUGAUGUGAAACUGAAACAGAGUUGAGUAUCAUAAGCGACUAUCUGUUUAGAAACUCGGAUAAUGCGAAGAAGAAGCAGAAGAAGACAUGUACCGGUACGUGAAACUCGAAAUAAGUUUUUACGUGCAAACGGUUCUUCUAGUUUCUUCCAAAUGAAACAAUGAGGAAGAGUACACUACAGCAGAAGAAGAAUGGAAAGGUGUUGCUUUUGUUGUUGUUUUUCGGGAGGGGGGGGGAUAUUCAGACUAUGAUAAGCAAUAAUAAGAACACUUUAUAACCAUGAUAGUUACUAGGGUUUUUGUUGUACUUGCUUUAAAUGCAAUGCUG